AUGCCUACCCGUUUGUCGAAGACCCGCAAGCAUCGCGGCCACGUUUCCGCCGGUAAGGGCCGUAUCGGCAAGCACCGCAAGCACCCCGGUGGUCGUGGUCUUGCCGGUGGUCAGCACCACCACCGUACCAACAUGGACAAGUACCACCCCGGUUACUUCGGUAAGGUUGGUAUGCGAUACUUCCACAAGCAGCAGAACCACUUCUGGAAGCCCGUCAUCAACCUCGACAAGCUGUGGUCCCUCGUCCCCACCGAGACCCGUGACGCCUACGUCUCUGGCGAGAAGAAGGACACCGUCCCCGUCCUCGACCUCCUCCCCCUCGGCUACUCCAAGGUCCUCGGCAAGGGCCGCCUCCCCGAAAUCCCCCUGGUCGUCCGCGCGCGGUGGGUGAGCCGUCUGGCUGAGAAGAAGAUCACCGAGGCCGGCGGUGUUGUUGAGCUUGUGGCAUAG
Messenger RNA from Fusarium falciforme, 450 nucleotides. Its product is annotated as 60S ribosomal protein L27a. NCBI's taxonomy places the organism in Eukaryota, Fungi, Ascomycota, Sordariomycetes, Hypocreales, Nectriaceae. Bases 1 to 450 code for a protein of 149 amino acids. Gene Ontology annotation, biological process: translation. Gene Ontology annotation, molecular function: structural constituent of ribosome. The record is from RefSeq and is a predicted model, not a curated record. Gene Ontology annotation, cellular component: cytosolic large ribosomal subunit; ribosome. The transcript is spliced from 4 exons.